Orcinus orca (killer whale) is the source of this 1820-nucleotide messenger RNA. RefSeq lists its product as uncharacterized. The transcript is spliced from 3 exons. The record is from RefSeq and is a predicted model, not a curated record. The coding region runs from base 1 to 603 and encodes 200 amino acids. Lineage: Eukaryota; Metazoa; Chordata; Mammalia; Artiodactyla; Delphinidae.
AUGCAGAUCCGCCACGUAAAGUGGGCGGAGUCAGUUGUGCGCCGGGCCUCGGGCCCGCCCAGCGGCAGCCGGAAGUGCUUCAGACCCCGCGCUGUCCGCAGCGGCCGGGUGAGUGGUCGGGUUGGUACGUGGAGUGAAGCUGCUGGGCUGCUGCUCUUCUUGCCGCUGCCAGGCUCAGGGCCGCUGGUCGACCCCCACCCUCCGCGCUCCCCUUGGCCUCGAUGUUCUCACCUUACAGGCGGCUCUUUGCAGAAGCACGAGCUCCUCGCCCCGCUCCUCUUGGUUAUCCCGCGCCCCCCCUCGUCUCUCUUCCUGGUCCGCAGCGGUCUCCAGGGUUCUUGGACGGUCGGAGCUAUGGCGUCCCGACAUGCAGCGGGCCGCUGUUUGCCUACUCCUCAUCAGGACCCUGCCCUUGGAGGGCGACGACCCCCAUCCCAGCCGGAAAUUCCACUUUGGCUUCUAACCUCUCCUCGCCUGAUGUUCCUGACGUCGUUCUGGACUUCUUUGAUUGGCCCUGUGUUGCCGUGGUACCUAAUAGCGCUGAAAUGGCGGGGGUCGGGGAGCUACCGCCCCAGGGUCCACCCCUCCAUCUCCAGGGACUGAGUUCUCCUCAGCCAGGUGUGCUGACCCCUGUGUGUGAGUGCCCGGGGAGGGGGUGAUGGUGCGGUGAGGGCCCAAGUUAGUAUUCCGCCAUGCUGAGUAGACGGCUGGUGAAACUGGGAGGGCCUCGAGCGGCCUAAUCCCAGAUUCUGCUGCCCACUCUGCUCCGCCAGAUAGGGUCCUCUAGCAACAACCCUUGUUAUUAAAUGCACCGGAUGCAUUCCUGCUUAUUAUCCCUGAAUAGUGUUUCCUUGUCAGCCAGCAGAAGGAUUCAAACAAGCCAGUCACAUCCUUGCUUAGGCACCCGGGUGUACCUCACCCUCUUAGUACUGCAAAGCCCGCUUCCCACAGACCCUUCUGGUUCACGCUGUUCCAGAAUGCAACCCCCACGUGUCCUGCAUGGCCUGCGAUGUCCUCCUCUCCUGGGCUGCCCAGGAGGUGGGUCAGUGGGCCUCCGAACCUGUCCCCAUAACCACCCAGAAGGUCUGGACCACUCAUGAUUAGAUGGAGAUAAAACCCACAGCUGUAAAUUUGCACUGCUAGAAAUCUAAACUAUUCUGACAGAAUUUGUACAGAGAGUAAAGACAAAAUAAUGAUAAUAAUAAUUCCAUGCAGCACAAGUGGCAGCACCAUAGCAGAAGAUGGCUUCAGUCCACCCACCUCUGGCUUGGGGGCCCAGUAAUCUGCUGUGCCAUUCUAUUGCAUAUGCUUCUGUUGCAGUAGAAAUCCUGAUCAUCCUAAUGAUAGGGAAAAGCAACCAUGGCACUUUUGGGACGCAGUGAUGAAAUUAAAUGCAACUUAAGCCAGAGUCCUUAAAACUUAUUAAGCAACCAUUGCCAUAGGGGAGGCCCCUAACCCUAAUGAAACUGAUCUGAUGCUCUCUGAAGGAAGAAAUCUAUAAAUAUGAGCAGAUUAGAGAGGACACUGCCCGCACACACACACACACACACACACACACACACACACACACAAAGUAUAUCCAGUGACAAACAAACAAGCAAAAAGAAUCAGAGAGAAAGCAAUCAGAAAACUUGUACGCAGAGGGAGGAAACAAUUUAAGUUGAUACAAAGGUCCACAAUUUAAUCCAGUUGGAAAUCUAGAAUUUGCUAAAAGAAUUUAUAGCCUGGUGAGACCUUUGUCCUUGGCAGACAGCUGUCUUCUCACUGUGUCUUCAUAUGGCCUUUUCUUUGUUCAGUGUGGGGAGAGAGAGAGCUCUGUG